Molecule: messenger RNA, 318 nt
Organism: Lactuca virosa
Lineage: Eukaryota; Viridiplantae; Streptophyta; Magnoliopsida; Asterales; Asteraceae
Source: the annotation of a GenBank genome assembly
AUGACAAUCAUUUUGGCUGUUAAUUACUUCGAUAGAUUCUUUUUGAGCGAUUCUUUCCAAAAAGAUAAGUCGUGGAUGAAUCAGUUAGUUGCGAUCGCUUGUCUUUCUUUAGCUUCUAAAGUUGAAGAAAUCCAUAUCCCUCUCCUCUUAGACCUCCAAGUUAAAGGAUCAAAAUAUGUAUUCGAAUCCAAGACUAUAAUGAAAAUGAAGCUUUUAGUUCUUUCUUCUCUUCAAUGGAAGAUGAAUCCAUUAACUCCACUUGCAAUCUUCGAUUACACAAUGAGGAGGCUUGGUUUAAUCACUCAUCGUCUUCAUUAA